This is a messenger RNA of Culex pipiens pallens (northern house mosquito), 5360 nucleotides long. It is a transcript of the gene mAChR-A, whose product is annotated as muscarinic acetylcholine receptor DM1. Gene Ontology annotation, biological process: G protein-coupled receptor signaling pathway, coupled to cyclic nucleotide second messenger; chemical synaptic transmission; adenylate cyclase-inhibiting G protein-coupled acetylcholine receptor signaling pathway. The transcript has 6 exons. Gene Ontology annotation, cellular component: plasma membrane; dendrite; synapse. The coding region runs from base 1842 to 3806 and encodes 654 amino acids. NCBI's taxonomy places the organism in Eukaryota, Metazoa, Arthropoda, Insecta, Diptera, Culicidae. The record is from RefSeq and is a predicted model, not a curated record. Gene Ontology annotation, molecular function: G protein-coupled serotonin receptor activity; G protein-coupled acetylcholine receptor activity.
UUGGUUCAGAACUCCUGUGGCCAGGAUCCGUACGGCGCGGUACGAGUGAGGUUUUUUGUGUCAGGCUGCUACAGCUGCUGCUGUUACACACUAUUCGGAGUAGGGGUAGUUGUAGUACUCCAGGUGAUACGGAAGAACUGCAAGUCCGGGAUUCCGGGGAAUUCGGACUUCGAAGAAGUGAUUACAGAAUCGAAGCCCCAGCGCUGAAUUGUGAUGAAUUCCAGGCGAUACAGAAGAAGCUGAGCUGAGGAUAGCUGGAAAAAGCAAAGGAAGCUGCAGGACGGGACUACGGCUACGGAUGAUGAGUUGAUGUGAUGUGUGCUGAGCCCGGGUGUGGUACACGGGAGGAGUAAAGUGUGGGACGUGAAGCUGCUGCUUAGGGUCUCCAGUGAAUGUUUAAUGUAGUGGAAGCGACGAAAAGGAGAAGUUUGUGCGAUUCGUGUGUGGGACCAGUGUGCAGAUAAGUGUUGUGAGGAUUUAAACCCGCAGAAGGUUCCAAAUCGCUGCGAGAGAAACAAGCUGACGAAGCUGAAGCUAUAAUCAAGCUCAACCCCCCUGUGGAUUACCGUACAGAAGAAGGACUCCCCGAAGAACGUCAAGCGGACGGAAACUUCUGUCCCUCGCCGGACGGACGGCGUCGCCUUUUGGUUGGUGGCCACCCCUCAAUAUCGCCAAAUGUCAUCGGGGCCAAAAAGCGGGGUCCAGCUUCCAAACAUCACACCCAAGAGUCACUCAAACUCAUAAAGCCACCACGACAGACCACCGCCACCGGGCGUGAUAAAAUAAAUAGCAAAACCAAUAAAUUUGUUCGCACACGCUCUCUCACCGGACCUGACCCCAUUAGGCGCCGGACCUCCCGCACUGGUCACGAAAUACUAAAUUUAAAACAUGAAGGACCGUUUCCGGGUGAAUCGAAUUUCACGCGGCGCUUUGGAUGUCAGCUAAAGUGCGUGAUAAAUUAAGCUUUUGUGAAGUGCAGGUCACAAAUAGGGAUGUCUACCCGGGUGGUAUCAACACGGUUUAAUUCAAUUUUAAUGGUGGUACGUGGGUGAGGGAAGACAGGGAAGAGCGAGGGGCAUGUCAAAAAGGCAAUAAAUCCCCUUCGGUUUCAGCGAGGAAAAUUGAAAAUUGAAAACUGACAGCGCCGGUCGACCGGAAUUGAAAUCGAAAUCAAUAAAAAAAGAAGUGAAGUCGCGUGUAUGCUGCUUUUUUUUCCUGCGAAUUCUGGGUUUUCUAUUUCCGUUUGUAGUGUAAUUGAUGUGGAUUUCCAUGGAAAGCACACGUACAGUGCAAAACCGCAUCGACGUGCAGUUUCCUAGCAAAACGUUGCUGGUCGGGAAAAGUUUACUACUGAUCAACCGAUAGAAAGGGGUUGAGGAAAAAAAAACCGCGGAAACAAAUUGCACGAAAAAAAAACGCCGGAAAAAAACCCACUGAAAAUGGCCGAAACAAUUUGCGUCGUUGCGACCGGAAGUGUAUCGUGAAAGAGCAAAAAAGAAUCGAACACAAAAAUCGAGUUCAAUUUGUACCAUAAAAGGAGUGAGUGAGUUGAGUUGUGCACGGUUCAGGAGGGGAUUUCACGAGGGAUUUUGCCACGGGGUGUGCAUGCACAAUUUUGAGACUCUUUUCCGACAGUGACACGAUGGGUAGAUUACGGACGAGAUGGAUCCCGAGCCGGCGCAACGAGUGGACACGUGCGACUGCUAUAUGAUAAGAUCUUCUCAACAGCCAGUGUUGACAGCACCGACCGUCGUCGUUGUCCUCGUCGACACCAAAAACGACGCAGUCGGCAAGAACACUAGCAGCACCACCAACAACACCGGCAUCACUUUCCAACCACGAUGGUGCUGUACGAGCGGACCACGAUCGACAGCAUGCUGGCGCGGUACGUCACGUCCGCCACUGCCACCGCCGUGGACACGAUGGACGAUCUGUUCCUCAACAUCAGCUCGACGGCGGCGGCAGCCGGGUCCAACGAAACGGACAACGUCGGGCCGGAACCGGAACCGACGUACUCGCUGCUCCAGAUCAUCGUCCUGGGCAUCAUCGCGACGGUGCUGAGUAUAUUGACCGUCGCGGGCAACGUAAUGGUGAUGAUAUCGUUUAAGAUCGACAAACAGCUGCAGACGAUCAGUAACUACUUUCUGUUUUCGCUGGCGAUCGCAGACUUUGCGAUAGGGCUGAUCUCGAUGCCGCUGUUCUCGGUGACGACCCUGCUCGGCUAUUGGCCGCUGGGGCCCCACAUAUGCGACACGUGGCUUGCCCUGGACUACCUGGCGUCGAACGCGUCCGUGCUGAAUCUGCUCAUCAUCAGCUUCGAUCGGUACUUUAGCGUGACGCGACCGCUAACAUAUCGCGCGAAACGAACCACGACUCGGGCCGCCAUCAUGAUCGGGGCCGCCUGGGGCAUCAGUUUGCUGCUGUGGCCACCCUGGAUCUACAGCUGGCCGUACAUCGAGGGCAAGCGAACGGUGCCCGAGAAAGAGUGCUACAUCCAGUUCAUCGAGACCAAUCACUACAUCACCUUCGGGACGGCCAUCGCGGCGUUCUACGUACCCGUGACCGUAAUGUGCUUUCUGUACUACCGGAUAUGGCGGGAAACGAAGAAGCGCCAGAAGGACCUGAAGAACCUGACCGGCGACCGGAAAAAGGAUUCCUCUAAGCGGUCCAAUUCGAGUGAUGAGAACACGGCGGUCAAUCACUCGGGCGCGAUAGCGCAACUGACCAACGCCGAACCGGACGGCUGGCGGCGGCCUCGGAGCGAGUCGUCGGCGGACGCCGAAAGCGUCUACAUGACCAACGCGGUCAUCUCGGACUCGGGCUACGGCCACGGGAUGCUGUCCCGGCGGUCCAGCAUCGGCACCAACGGACUGCCGAAGAAGCCGGCCACCUUUUUCGGCGGCAUCAAGGAGUGGUGCAUCGCGUGGUGGCACUCGGGCCGGGACGACGCCGACGAGUACGCGUACGACGCCGAGGAGCCUUCGGAUCUUGGAUGCACAUCGCUGAACGUGAUCCGCGAUCCGUACGGGACGGGGACGGGGGGUCGGGGCAACGUGGUCAGCAUGAUCCCGGACAUUUCGCCGACGCCGAUGCGGCCGCAGCUGCCCCCGAUGUCCCACCACCUGCAGGACAUGCAUGGACCAAGAGACUCGCGCUCACUUCCCAACAGCAACCGGCUCGGCUCGCGUUCCGUCAGCCAGGACUCGGUUUACACGAUUUUGAUCAGGUUACCGCCCGAGGGUGGAUCCGGGGACGAGCGGGCGCCGUCGAUCAAGAUGAUUCAGGACGACGUGCCGAUGUCGAUGACGGUUCCUCCGAGGCGGCCACUUCCAACGCGGGACUCGGACUACAUCAUUCCGGUGGGACGGCGACAGUCGACGGCCACCACGGACAUUCGGCUUCCCCUCACGACCAAGAUCAUUCCGAAGCCGCUGUCCAAGGCGCAGCAGAUCCACCAAGCGAAUAUGCUCCAGACGGCUCGGCAAGUCAAAAAGAAGAAAAAGUCCCAGGAAAAGCGCCAGGAGACAAAGGCGGCCAAAACUCUGUCGGCGAUCCUGCUCAGCUUCAUCAUCACCUGGACGCCGUACAACAUCCUGGUGCUGCUCAAGCCCCUGACUGCCUGCACCGGCUGCAUUCCCCAGGAGCUGUGGGACUUUUUCUACGCGUUGUGCUACAUCAACUCCACCAUCAACCCGGUCUGCUAUGCGCUGUGCAACGCGUCCUUCCGGCGGACGUACGUGCGCAUCCUGACGUGCAAGUGGCACACCCGGAACCGGGAAGCGAUGACACGGGGCGUUUAUAAUUAAGUUAGAACGAAAGAGCUCGGCUUGGCCAUGACUGGUUUGCUGGGAGGAAGAGGGGGAUUGAUAGGCGAUAUUUUUCACACUAAAUCCCCACCAGUGGAUUUUUUCAAAUGAAAAACGCGAAAGCAUCGGUUUAAAUAUCCCACAGAGCCAGAGUCAGCUUAUGAUGACACACGUGACGUUGUGAAAGCUUCAUUGAUGGAUGGGUUGGGAUGAAUGGAUUUGGAUAGAAUCGAUGGGGUGCAUUGUGUGUAACUGGGAGCCAUUAAUUAGGCCAACCAAAACGCUUGAGGGGGUGCUAGAGUCAAGUGCAGCGUGGAAAAAGGCACCCUCUGGAUAGGUUGGGCUUAUCAAUGAAAAGUGACGUAUAAUAAUUAUUAUACUGUGGGAUUUUGAUUUUGGCGGAGAGGUGCAAUGGUGUAGAUCAGGCUUGUGCAGGCUUUUUUAUUACACUUGAAAAACUUUUGUUUUAUUACAAUUAUAAACCAAAUAAACAAGACAUGCAAUUGAUUAAAUAAUUCAAACAAAGCCAAGAUCAUAGCAAUGUUCUACCAAGCAUCUAAUUUGCCUGCCAGGUAACAAAGAAACAAUUUAAGUCCAUCCAACUCGUUUCACCACAUCCCACACAUGUGAAAAAACUAUGAAGAAAAUUUCCAACAUUCCAUCGCAAAAUUUCGCUCCAAGAAAGAACGAAAAGAAACCCAACCCAGAACAAACGGGUUGAAGUCGAAGAAAGAUAUUCUUCUGAGCAAUUCUCUACGAAAACGGUAUUUUUUCGUCAAUUUUAAUUUUUGUAUUUUUUAAUCCGACUGAAACUUUUUUGGUGCCUUCGGUAUGCCCAAAGAAGCCAUUUUGCAUCAUUAGUUUGUCCAUAAAAUUUUCCACACAAAUUUGGCAGCUGUCCAUACAAAAAUGAUGUAUGAAAAUUCAAAAAUCUGUAUCUUUUGAAGGAAUUUUUUGAUCGAUUUGGUGUCUUCGGCAAAGUUGUAGGUAUGGAUACAGACUACACUAAAAAAAAUGAUACACUGUAAAAAAAAUUGGUGAUUUUUUUAUUUAACUUUUUAUCACUAAAACUUGAUUUGCAAAAAAACACUAUUUUUAAUUUUUUUUAUUUUUUGAUAUGUUUUAGAGGACAUAAAAUGCCAACUUUUCAGAAAUUUCCAGGUUGUGCAAAAAAUCUUUGAGCGAGUUAUGAAUUUUUGAAUCAAUACUGAUUUUAAAAAAAAUCGAAAUAUUGAUCGCAAAAAUUUUUCAACUACAUUUUUCGAUGUAAAAUCAAAUUUGCAAUCAAAAAGUACUUUAGUAAAAUUUUGAUAAAGUGCACCGUUUUCAAGUUAAAUCCAUAUUUAGGUGACUUUUUUUGAAUAUAGUCGCAGUUUUUCAUUUUUUAAAAUUAGUGCACAUGUUUGCACACUUUUGAAAAAAAUAUUUUUGAAAAGCUGAGAAAGUUCUCUGUAUUUUGCUUUUUAGGACUUUGUUGAUACGACCUUUAGUUGCUGAGAUAUUGCAAUGCAAAGGUUUAAAAACAGGAAAAUUGAUGUUUUCUAAGUCUUUCCC